Syngnathoides biaculeatus (alligator pipefish) is the source of this 3119-nucleotide messenger RNA. Its product is annotated as forkhead box protein N2. The coding region runs from base 436 to 1509 and encodes 357 amino acids. Gene Ontology annotation, biological process: regulation of DNA-templated transcription. The record is from RefSeq and is a predicted model, not a curated record. Gene Ontology annotation, molecular function: cis-regulatory region sequence-specific DNA binding; DNA-binding transcription factor activity. Lineage: Eukaryota; Metazoa; Chordata; Actinopteri; Syngnathiformes; Syngnathidae. Gene Ontology annotation, cellular component: nucleus. The transcript has 5 exons.
AUUUUCGUACACACAAUAAUAUAUAUUAUUUUAUGUGUUUAAUUUUUCAAGUUAACGAUUAUAAGAGCAAGUGGCUCACCUAAAAAAAGGGCGUGGGGGGUGGGCGACACGGGACCGGAGUGAAACUUUAUAUUGCUGCGCCAUUCGCCGCUUCGACCGCUUUGUGCCUUGAAGGCGCGCACAUGUGCACUUUUUGCACGCGCAAUGGCGUCAUGUCGGGAGAGGCCCGCACCUGCGGGACGUUUGCGGGCAAGUGCCGCCAUCGUGAACUUUGAGCGUUCUGGAGGUUGAACAUCAGAGUCGAGGCCGGAUGAAAUAGCUAACCUCUUUAAAAUGAGGCUUGUUUGGUUUUUGGCACUACACGUGGGAAAAUGAAAGUUGUGGAGUAGCUAAAUCAAUACCAGUGAUUAACUUAACUUUCAUUCGGUUCGAACGAUGGAGAACCUGUGCCAGACCCUGGCACCACCAUUGUCUCCGUGUGCCACCAUUUUCGGAGGGCCCUUCUCCCUCUCGGGUCACUUGACCUCCCUCCCCCUCUCGCCCAUCUCCUUCCCUCCGUCCCCGACCUGGGCCGAGUCGCUCCCGUCCUCCUCGUCUUCCUCCUCGUCGUCGUCGUCCUGCUCCCCUCUUUCCAACUGCGCGGUGUCUCCGCCCCCCGAGGACGACCUGACGUGCCUGAGCUGGCUGCACCAACGGGGCAACCUCCUCCCGCUCCAGCCGCUGCCCAAAGCGCCGCCGCCUCAGCCUCGGGCCGAGCCCGGGGGGGAUCCCGCCUCGGCCAAGCCGCCGUACUCCUUCAGCAGCCUCAUAUUCAUGGCCAUCGAGGAGUCGGCGGACAAGAGGCUGCCGGUGAAGGACAUCUACGGCUGGAUCGUGGACAAGUUCCCCUACUACAGGAUGGCCAGCGCGGGAUGGAGGAACUCGGUGAGGCACAAUCUGUCCUUGAGCAAGAGCUUCUGCCGCAUGGAGAGGAACAAAAGUCAGUCGGCGGGGAAGGGAUCUCUGUGGUGCGUGAAUCCAGCGCACCGGGCAUCGCUCGUGGAGGUUCUUCGCAAGACCCACGCCUACCACAGCAACAGCAGCUGCCUCAUCAAACAACCGGCCCUGUUGGAAGGUGUGGACUACAGCAUCUCGGCGGUGUGCGACUCCAUGGAAAUGUCGGAUUACCUCCCUCACAGCCUGAUGUUGUCCGCCCCCUCGCCCCACGCCCCCAGUCCGGAUUUCGCCGACCACCCGGAUUUCCCCUUGACCCCGGACCACGAGGAGCUGGUGGCAAUCGAGCCGGUGGAAUACCAGGCGGAGGAUCUGGGCGGGGACUUGGACAAAGAUCCCCUAGGUGACAGCGGCUACAUUGAGUUGCACUACUACCAGUCCCCGGAGUACCAGUACCUGGUUUUGCCCGACGACACCGAGCUGGACCUGGAGACGGUGGAGAUCCUGCAGCUGGACGCCGAAGCCCAGGAGGCGGCUGGCUCGCUGCUGGACUUAGCGGGGAGGGGCUAUGAAUAAGAACCGGAAGCGUUUUUGAGAAUUGUUUUAUUAUCGUGGGACAACGUCACUGCCCAAUGAUUGCAAAACUUGCAGUUUUUCUGCCAGAUUAGUGUAGAACUUCAUAUGUGUUCAAGAACUUUCAAUGCUCCAAAAGCAUUGGGAAACCUGCCCCACGCACUAGUGCUCCCCACGGACCAAGCUUUAUUCCGUACACUUGAUGAGGAGGCUCCUAGUGUGGCACACAUGCCUACUAGUUGGGUUAAGUAGGUUUAAUAGUGCAGCAAGUUGUUAACUAGUAAGGUUUAAUUGCAUACUCAUGGGCCAAAAGUAACACUGGGGGAAAAAACACUACAACUGGGACAGUUUUGUUACUAGUGUGGCUUUGUCAUUCUACUAGUGCACUAAAUUGUCUUACCAGUGAGGACAAAGAGCGUACUAUUACCCUUCAGCUGGACAUUGAAUAUACAGCUUUGAUAAGGAAUAUACAAAUGCAUGAAACAUGCCUGCCUGCUACUAGUGGAGCACAGUAGUUUACUAAUAAGGCUCAAUUGCGCACUAGUGGGCCAAAAGAAAAAUGUUAUUACUAAGACACAGUUGUUGAAUUGUCUUAGUAGUUGAGGACAAAGAAUGCACUAGUAUAUGCAGCUGGAUAUCCAGGAUAUGAAAUAAAUGCUUAAAUGUCACAUUUAUUCGUGUGUUUUAUGCGCACAAACUCAUUUGAAUAAUUGUCGAAACAUAUUUACCAUGCAUCCAUUAGCUGACGUGGAAUAAUACAGUGACUAUACUAGUAUCGUUACCUGCCCUCCAUAAUACUUCAGAUUAAUUACAGCUGCUUUAUUUUAGUGUUAGAAAGCCGUUUAAGCAUGCACUAUGCUACUAGUUUGCUCAUUUGUCCAUGCACAAGUACACAUGGUCCUCAUUAUUAAAGCAAUUCAGCAUGGCUAAUGCACACUAGUACAAUUACUGGGUCUUAUAAAUAAUGUUUCUCGCACCAUUUCCUUGCACUACUGUAUGACACAUCUAUGCACUUGUAGAAUGACCAUCUCGCUAGUAACGUUUAUUUCUAUGACAUUUCUGCAUACUAGUUGGAAAGCUACAUGUUAAGGGAAAUCAGUACAGUAGUAGAAUGACUGGGUCUUAGUAAUGGUGUUUUUUUUCCCACUACUACCUUCCACUAGUAUUUUAUCUGUGCACUAGUAGAUCAAAUUGUGCACCCUGGCUAGUAAUUUUUUUUCCCCCAGUACUGUAUGACAUGUCUGCACACUAAUGGGACAGGUACGUGUAGUGAAGAACUGGCUUUUGUUUGAACGCACUAGUAGUUACUUGUAGCAUGUAGUGUGUCAACAACUACACGGUUUUGCCUGACUAGUAACGUGUACUUGUCCUACUAGGAGGCUAAAAGAGGACAAAGAAUGAACUAGUACAUGGACCAUAAGCUGUAUUUUGAAAUAACGUGUAAACAAAUUUACAGAAAGGUGUAGCCGUCUCCUUGAUAAAGAGGCUACUAGUGCGUGACACUUUUUUUUGUCUAUGAUCAUUCUGUUGGCUGUUCUUGAAGAUCUUUUUUUUUGUAGUCCUGUCCAUCUGGAAAUGAAGGUGAUAUCAAAUAAAUCAUGUAUACAAUUCAA